AUGGUGAGCGAGGCCGGCGGGUGGGGCGGGCGCGCGUUGUGGCGAGCUGGAUGCGGCACGGAGGGAGCAGGGCGGAGCUGCGGCGGGCCAGGCGAGAUGCGGGGCGGUGGCUCGCCGUGCUGCGCGCGGGCAAGCGGAGGCGUGGCGGGCGCUGUUGGAGGCGGCUUGGCGGCGUGUGUUGGGCCAGGGAGCGGCCCAGCGGCGGGCAGGCGCGUGCGGGCGUGCGGCCUGGGCGGUGUUGGCGUGAGGCCGGAGCGGGUCGAUGCGUGGUGGGGCCCUACAGCGGAUCAAGGUGAGGUGGGCGGGCGGCCAGCUGCAGGUCGCGAGGGCGACGGCCGGGCCGAGCGCGUGCAGCGGCAGCUGGGCGCGAGGAGGCCGGCGGCUGUGCGCUGCGAGGUGGCCAGGCGGCGUGGGCGCGGAGGCCUGGGCGUGGGCGCGGGGAGUGGCGGCGGGAUGGGCCAGGCGGAGAAGUCAACGGGAGGUCGGCCGCGAGCUUGA
Molecule: messenger RNA, 498 nt
Organism: Lolium perenne
Lineage: Eukaryota; Viridiplantae; Streptophyta; Magnoliopsida; Poales; Poaceae
Source: RefSeq, a predicted model, not a curated record